CUUGAACUUCUGUGUUGAUAUUUAUCUGUGGUGUCAAUAUUCAAACUCUAAAAAUCUACACGGACUCAUCAUUAUCACUCGCAUCGAGAAUGGAAAUUGCUGCGGUAGAGAACGUGAUUACCACCGCCAAGUUACCAACUACUACAGUUACUACAGUUGAGGUGGAGUCACCGGAUCAGGAACUUUACUUGCUUAAUAGAAGAGACGAGCAAGAGAGAGACAGGCUAGACCGACAAAGCAACGCCAUCAGAGUUGCCCGAGACGGACACGUUCUUGACCCCCGAAUCCCCAAGCAAAAUGUGUCUAGGGUAGCAGAUAUAGCAACAGGUACCGGCAUUUGGCUCCGAGAAUUGGCUGAGGAAUUUGCGAAUGGAGGGUAUAACCUUCAGGAGACAAUAGGGUUCGAUAUCUCUCCCGACCAAUUUCCCAAGAAUCCUGCUCCGGAAACCAAAUUCGUGUUGUGGGAUAUGACGAAGACCUUCCCCAAAGAAUACCACGGUACCUUUGACGUCGUACAUGUACGACUCGUCGUGCUCGCCCUAAAAGCCGAACAAAUCAAAGGUGUUGUAGAGAAUUUAAUCGAAUUACUCAAACCCAACGGAUACCUCCAAUGGACCGACAUGUCCUACCGGCACGGACUCCACAUAACCCACUCCUCCGACUCAAGCGAGCCCGCGUGGAAAACCGGAAUAGACACCAUGUUCCAAUACUGGUCCGCCCAAGGAUACUCCUACGAUCCACCCGACGACGUCGAAAAGAUUCUGCAAACUUUACCCGUGGAAGAUGUGUACGUAACCGACCACACAUUCGCACCGUAUCACAAACCGGAAAUAAACGAUCUGGUCAUCGAGUGGCAGUCGCGCGCCAAGGCGCUGAUUAUACAGUUGCUCGCAUCGCGCAAUGGAUUGAGCGACGAAGAAGCGAAGAGGGCAGGGUAUUCCUAUCGGAAGAAGGCGGUCGAGAUGGGAAAGCGGGGCGUGAUUUGGAGGUCGCCGGUGGCAACUUUGGUGGCGCGCAAGAAGUAGAAGGUGUAGAAAAUCAGACACAAGUCCCACAUUCGUCAUGGGAAGUUUGAUGUUGAGGAAAUGUAAAGGGUGGAAGCAAAAGGUGGCAGCUGUCUGUAAAGACAUUCAUUUGGAAUGAACAGACAUUUUAGGGAACAUCAGGUCGAUUCAUAGUUCUGCAAAAUUUGUGAAGCAUUGCUGACACUGGUUUGUUAAGUAAAGAUCACCAGUGGGUGUCUUGACUUGUCGUUCUAGCCCUAGUUCAGAAUCAAAAGUAUCCCGAAAAACACCAUCAAUCAAUCUCACAUAUACUAUCAAGC
Molecule: messenger RNA, 1324 nt
Organism: Botrytis porri
Lineage: Eukaryota; Fungi; Ascomycota; Leotiomycetes; Helotiales; Sclerotiniaceae
Exons: 4
Coding region: 90-1025 (311 amino acids)
Source: RefSeq, a predicted model, not a curated record